AUGAUGCCGUUUCCGACGGCCGCCCCGGGAGCGCCUCCGCCGGCCGCGCCGCCGCAGAAGCACUGGGGCAUCUCCUCCCCGAUCAGCCUGGCCGCCCCCAAGGACACGGACCGCGAGCUCACCCGGAGGCUGGUGGAGACCCUGAAGCCCUUCGGGGUGUUCGAAGAGGAAGAGGAACUGCAGCGCAGGAUUCUAAUUUUGGAAAAAUUAAAUAAUCUGGUGAAGGCCUGGAUCCGGGAGAUCAGCGAGAGCCGCAGCCUCCCGCAGGCCGUGGUGGACAGUGUCGGGGGGAAGAUCUUCACCUUCGGCUCCUGCAGGCUGGGCGUCCACACGAAGGGGGCAGACAUCGACGCGCUCUGCGUCGCCCCCAGACACGUGGACAGAAGCGACUUCUUCACCUCCUUCUACGAUAAAUUGAAGCUGCAGGAAGAAGUGAAAGACUUGAGGGCGGUUGAGGAGGCGUUUGUGCCAGUUAUCAAGCUGUGCUUUGACGGGAUAGAAAUCGAUAUUUUGUUUGCAAGAUUAGCACUACAAACCAUUCCAGAGGAUUUGGACCUAAGAGAUGACAGUUUGCUUAAAAACUUAGAUAUUAGAUGCAUACGAAGCCUUAACGGUUGCAGGGUAACUGAUGAAAUUUUACAUCUAGUACCAAACAUCGACAACUUCCGGUUAACCCUGAGAGCUAUUAAAUUGUGGGCCAAAUGCCACAAUAUUUAUUCCAACAUACUAGGUUUCCUCGGAGGGGUUUCCUGGGCCAUGCUAGUAGCCAGAACUUGUCAGCUUUAUCCAAAUGCAGUAGCAUCCACGCUUGUACGUAAAUUUUUCUUGGUAUUUUCCGAGUGGGAAUGGCCAAAUCCGGUGUUACUCAAAGAGCCUGAAGAGCGGAAUCUUAACUUGCCUGUAUGGGACCCAAGAGUGAAUCCCAGCGACCGGUACCAUCUUAUGCCCAUAAUCACGCCAGCGUACCCACAGCAGAACUCCACGUACAACGUAUCGGUUUCAACCAGGAUGGUUAUGAUUGAGGAAUUUAAGCAAGGGCUAGCUAUCACACAUGAAAUUUUGCUGAAUAAAGCCGACUGGUCCAAGCUUUUUGAAGCCCCAAGCUUCUUUCAAAAGUACAAGCAUUACAUUGUACUUCUGGCAAGUGCGCCAACAGAAAAACAGCAUCUGGAGUGGGUGGGCUUGGUGGAAUCAAAGAUUCGAAUCCUGGUUGGGAACUUGGAAAAGAACGAGUUUAUCACGCUGGCACAUGUGAAUCCCCAGUCCUUUCCAGCACCCAAAGAAAAUGCCGACAAGGAAGAAUUCCGUACCAUGUGGGUGAUUGGGCUAGUGUUAAAAAAGCCAGAAGACUCUGACAUUCUCAAUAUCGAUCUCACUUACGAUAUUCAGUCUUUCACAGAUACAGUUUAUAGGCAAGCGAUGAAUAGUAAGAUGUUUGAGAUGGAUAUGAAAAUUGCCGCCAUGCAUUUAAGAAGGAAGGAACUUCAUCAGCUGCUUCCUAAUCAUGUUCUUCAGGAAAAGAAAGCACAUUUAACAGAAGGCGUGAGAUUGACAACUGUAAAUGACAGCAGCCUCCACAUGUCUGUAGACAGUGAAAACAACAUAACUGUACCUUUACCCACUAGCACUGUGAAGGCUGGCCCACUGAGCAGCUCUCAGGGCAGAAACAGUCCUGCCCUAGCUGUCAUGGCAGCAUCUUUGAGUACCAUACAGGCUCCCGAGGUUUCCCUGCAACACGUGAGCCCCAGUGAAAGCUCAGGUGUUGCACUGAGUGAAAACAUUCCUCAAGCCCCCUCGCAGCCUACCAUUUCUGCGCCACCAAAGCCCACAGUGACCAGAGUGGUUUCUUCAACACAUAUGGUAAACCACCCACCAAUACUUCAGGAAACACAGCUACAAACAUAUCUAAUCCUAUAG
Dipodomys ordii (Ord's kangaroo rat) is the source of this 1917-nucleotide messenger RNA. RefSeq names its product poly(A) polymerase beta (testis specific) (gene Papolb). Gene Ontology annotation, cellular component: nucleus. Lineage: Eukaryota; Metazoa; Chordata; Mammalia; Rodentia; Heteromyidae. The record is from RefSeq and is a predicted model, not a curated record. Gene Ontology annotation, molecular function: RNA binding; poly(A) RNA polymerase activity.